Molecule: messenger RNA, 1716 nt
Organism: Lentinula edodes (shiitake mushroom)
Lineage: Eukaryota; Fungi; Basidiomycota; Agaricomycetes; Agaricales; Omphalotaceae
Product: mitochondrial distribution and morphology protein family 31/32
Exons: 8
Coding region: 1-1716 (571 amino acids)
Biological process (GO): mitochondrion inheritance
Cellular component (GO): mitochondrial inner membrane
Source: RefSeq, a predicted model, not a curated record
AUGUCGCUUCCACAACUUCAUCGUCCGACGCAAGAAGACUUUCUCAGGGUGGCAGACGGCUUUUGGCAACGUCUUCGUAUCCGGUUCAAGUGGUUUACCAUCAAAUCCUUUCGCAAAUUCAAUGCCGAUGAUAUUUCAGGUAUCGCAACAUGGAUACUUAUGAGCCAGACUAUUUGGAUUCUAGUCGGAACUACCACAUUUCUGUCUGUAAUAUUUGCCAUUGUAAAUAGCUUACGAUUACAACACUUCGUGGCUCGAGGCAUAAGCGACUAUCUCACCUCCGAAACCGGAAUAACUAUCAUAUUCGAAAGUGCCAUCGUCCCAAAAUGGAAAGAUUCGCGCAUCUCCUUCAAAAAUGUUUACGUGUCGCGGCGUCCAAUGACCACACCUAGGCAAAAGUUAAUUAAUGCCCAUAUGGCUGCGGCUGGUAUUGGCAUACAAGAGUAUCAAGACUUCGGAGAGUACGAAGAGGAUGAAGCACAUGUUGCCUCAGAGCAAGACACGAAUUACUCUAUGUUUGACCUCAAUAUCGACUCGGUUGAUGUCACACUAUCGCUAUGGAGGUGGUUGGACGGCAGAGGGUUGGUAGAAGAUGCCGUUGUCAAAGGAGUUCGAGGUGUAUUAGAUCGACGCUCCGUUUUGUACGAUCCUGAACAUCCUCUUGACCCUGCAUCUUUUCGUCAUGAGUCCCAUGUGGGGGACUUUGAGCUAGAUUCUCUUCAGCUUGAGGACGUCCUCAUCACUGUAUAUCAACCUGGCGGUUUUAGGCCAUACACAGCGUCCAUUUUCCGCGCAGAUAUCCGAACUUUUCGUAAACGAUGGAUGUUCUAUGAUUUCUUGUCUGCGGAGAAUAUUGUUGGGCAAUUUGACAAUUGUUUGUUCAGCUUGCACAAGCCCCAAAGCAUAGGACGUACCACGGGAAGUGAGUUGCAUGACGGUGACUGGGCUCGGAUGUCGCGUAUCCGGAUUGACGGUGUGAGCAUUGAUCACCUUCAAGCCUCCACCUCGAUGGAAGGCCCUGUCUCGUGGAUAACUUCAGGCAAACUCGAUGCGGUCCUGGACAUCAAAUUUCCCAAAGACCCGGAUGACGCACUCGCAUUGAAUGUGAUACUAGAAGAAAUUGCCGAUGCUAUAUCCAACACGUUAUCUACCUCACCAGCUUUAGAUCCUUUGCGUCAACGCAUUCCUGGUCAGCGGGAAUUAGCGAAACCUCCGCUGAGUGCUCCUGACACAGAGGAGUUCACCGCUUCUGUGAAUUUGGAGCAAAGCAAGGAGCCUAAAGUGGUCAUUGAGCUGGACCUAAGGUUUAGAGAUGUCAAAGCUGCAGUGCCGAUAUUCACGAGCGACUUGUCGUACGUGAAUAACGCACUGAUCCGUCCUAUCGUUGCCUUCAUGAAUGCCAAUCGGACCUUGGUCCCCAUACAUUGUCGAGUCGUGAAAGUUCUCAAUGAUUUUGAUGGUGCUUGGACUAUGUGGGAGACUGGCCUUCUUGACGAAAUUUCGCUGAAGAUGUAUGACGCGUUGGCGUUCCAUGUCACACAAGCCAACAUUAAUCGCCGUAUCAAGACCGUUAGUGUCUGGAGUCUACAAAUGACAGCUAGCGCUGUACUAUCUGCGUUGCGAAACCUAGUCGAUCCUGUUUCCAUACGCGUUCGGGAAACAUACUUGAAAGCUCUAGAAGAAAGGGAACGCUAUUGGUUUAACGUUGAACUUUAG